Molecule: messenger RNA, 3777 nt
Organism: Cuculus canorus (common cuckoo)
Lineage: Eukaryota; Metazoa; Chordata; Aves; Cuculiformes; Cuculidae
Gene: SNX8
Product: sorting nexin 8
Exons: 12
Coding region: 16-1425 (469 amino acids)
Biological process (GO): retrograde transport, endosome to Golgi
Molecular function (GO): phosphatidylinositol binding
Source: RefSeq, a predicted model, not a curated record
AACCUAACCCAUCUUAUGAUUCUAUUCUAUGAUUCGAAGAUAAAAAGCCUGGAACCCCCAGUUCACAACCUGAGGGUGAGUGGAAAAACUUUCAGACCCAGAGAUUUUUGGCACUGGCUAGCUGGAGCCUUUUCCUAUUUGACAAAGCCUCCAGUAAAUGAACCGAGGGAACCGGAACAGUUUCUAAUGCAGGCGCCCCAGGGAAAUCCACUGCUGCUUUCCCACACCCUACAAGAGCUAUUGAGCAAGGAUAGUGUGCAGGUGGAGCUUAUACCUGAGAAGAAGGGCCUUUUUCUGAAACAUGUGGAAUAUGAGGUUUCCAGCAAGAGAUUCAAGUGCUCAGUCUAUAGGCGAUAUAAUGAUUUUGUGGUAUUCCAUGAGAUGCUGCUGCAGAAGUUCCCCUAUCGUAUGGUGCCAGCACUUCCACCAAAGAGGAUGCUGGGAGCUGAUCGAGAAUUCAUAGAAUCAAGGAGGAGAGCACUGAAGCGUUUCAUAAACCUGGUGGCGCGACAUCCCCCUUUCUCAGAAGAUGUGCUCUUGAAACUCUUUCUGUCCUUCAGUGGCUCAGAUGUACAGAAUAAGCUAAGAGAACUGGUCCAGGGAGUAGGAGAUGAAUUUAUGACCUGCAGAUUAGCUACUCAGGCCAAGGACUUCCUUCCAGCUGACAUGCAGGCCCAGUUUGCUGCCAGCAGGGAGCUCAUCAGAAAUAUUUAUAAUAGCUUUUAUAAGCUUCGGGACCGUGCAGAGAGAAUAGCUUCUCGAGCCAUUGAUAAUGCCUCAGACCUUCUCAUAUUUGGAAAGGAGCUAAGUGCUUUGGGCUCAGACACUACACCGCUUCCUUCCUGGGCUGCUUUGAAUAAUAGUACGUGGGGGACUCUGAAACAAGCCUUGAAGGGCCUGUCUGUGGAAUUUGCACUUCUGGCAGAUAAGGCUGUGCAGCAGGGUAAACAGGAAGAGAAUGAUGUGGUGGAGAAGCUGAACCUUUUCCUGGAUUUACUCCAGUCCUAUAAAGACCUGUGUGAAAGACAUGAGAAGGGGGUAUUGCACAAGCACCAGAGAGCAUUGCAUAAGUACAGCAUGAUGAAGAAGCAGAUGAUGAGUGCCACUGUGCAGAACAAAGAACCAGAGUCCGUGGAGCAAUUGGAGUCUCGGAUUGUGGAGCAAGAAAAUGCUAUCCUAACCAUGGAGCUGCGGAAUUACUUCUCUCUGUAUUGCCUGCAUCAGGAGACACAGCUUAUCCACAUCUAUCUGCCUCUCACAUCUCAUAUUUUGGGAGCCUUUGUCAACUCCCAGAUCCAGGGUCACAAAGAGAUGAGUAAAGUUUGGAAUGAAUUGAAGCCGAAGUUGAGCUGCCUCUUCGUGGCAUCUAGCAAUAUGCCAACUCCACCAUUGUCACCUCCAGAGGGAAACUUCUUCUCCAAUUAAUGCUCUGAGCAUCUAGCAUGGAGCAAGGAGUGCAAUCAACGCAGGGGUGGGAUCUCUACCUCCAGAUAUUAGAAUGGAUCCUCCAAACAGCUUUUUUUUUUUUUUUUAAUAUUGCUGCUUUGAGCUGCUCUCUGAUUUAGACAGACUGGAUGUGGGGCUGAACGUACGGAUGUACAGACAAUCUCUUAAUUUUGAAAUGCUCUGGGGCAGAGCUGAUGUUUAUUCUCCUGCAGACACGUUUCAUGGGGUCAGGAUAUGACCUCGUGCAGCGAGUGCUGCGGUGUUGUUGCUGAUGCCUCUGCAUCUUGCACUCCGAGUCCUCCAGCUGUGUGCUGACACGUCUCUGCGCAUCUCUGAAGUGCUUAAAUGACCAGGAUAUCAGAAGCACUUGCUUGUAGCAGAGAUGGAUUGCCUUUUAAGCUCAGAGGGCCUGUGUUAGGGGCAUAAGCGCAUAAGGGAACCUGAAAGCCAUCCCCUGUCCCAUUGAUAGGUGUCUGGAUUUGUUUUCUUACUGGAUUCGCUAGCCCAGCUGGGCAGGGGCCGGCGCUGCUGUGGGAUGGGGUUUCCCCAGCGAGGCUCGGCAGGCUGCCUUGUCACUGCAUUUCAGUUAGCAGCUGUUGGACAGCCUGGGGACUCGCUUGGGUUGUUCAGUUUGGGGCCAAAGAUGACUGGGUUCAGAAACUCGGAGGAGUUUGACUGGCAUAAAUGAGAAAAUAAUAGAAUAAAACACUCCUUAGUUAUAAACCACUUACACUGUAUGAGCAGAACAGCUAUAAGGUAACUUGUUUACUUUGUUCUUGAGGUCUUGACAUCCAUCUGCUGAGUUGCUGUUUAGGACUAUUGGAGAGCUUCUGUCCCGAAGACUGGUGUUUUCUUUGGUCUAAGAUCAGAUGAAGUAUCCUGUUACACCAGCAGGCUGGGACCCAGUGCUGAUAAAGUUCAUUAGCAAAAAGUUAGUGUUUAUCAGGAUGUUACUGCCGUUCUUUUUUCUGGCUCUGGGUUGUGUUUGUGGAGGAGAGAAGACAAUUAAGUGAUGGUUCUUUAUCUCUAAAAGUAGCACAGUCCUUGGUAGUGGGGUUUUCAGAAUUGUCUGUGAUUGUGAUAAAGGGACUAAACAUUCUCCAUGUUUCACUUUGAAUCUCCAGUGACUUUUCCUCAUGAGGGAGGAGAAUUUGAAUGCCCUGUUACCUUAGGGGAAAUUGUGCAUGUCCUCCAGAGAGACUGAUAAGCGAAGAAACUGCAAACGUAUGCAGCAAAAAUCUACUUGAACAGGACUCUCCUGAACCAGACUUCUCUGGGGCUGAAAUAGCUGCCCAGGAGAAUUUGGUGGUUGGCUUCUUAGCAUUUCCUUUGAGUGGGUAGAAGGAAGCACAUUAACAAGGAUGGGUGCUUGCUGUCAAACUGGAACCAUUACAGUAUUUUUCCCAUGGGGGAACUUCCCCAUUAACAAGAAAUAUAUUUAAAUCCUCCAAUCACAGAAGCUUUUUUCCUUUUUUUUUCCUUCUCUUUUUUUUUUUAUUAUUAUUUAGAAAAUUUUUUGCAACAUAAAGCUCUUCCUAGUCCAGGUGGAAAUUAUGGAUUAGUUUCAUUAGCUGGGCGGAAGGUAGUAAGUUAUUUGCCCGAUUUAAUGAGACUGGCAGAACUGUUACACCCCUGAAAAUGUGGUGAACUGUACUGAUGUGGGUAAGUUUCUUGGAUGCUGGGCCUUAAGGAGAGUGUAGGGAGUCUUUAACAACUUUGCUCAGAAAGCAUUAUCAACAGAUUUUCAUAGCAAUCAAAAUGUUAGCUCUCUUCUGAGGCUUUUCUCCUGCAUACUGGCCUUGUCUGGUGAGACAUGAACUGCAAAUGGCUGUGACAGAUUUGAUUCUGUCUCCUGAAGAUUCCUGAAGUGAUGCAGAAGGGAUUCUGCUCACAAGCCAGAGCAGAGUGGCUGGGGAAGGAAAUGUUUCUACAGUGCAGUAACAAAGAAGAUACUAUCUCAAGAAUGGCACAAAAGUUUUUUUAUGCUUGACUUUUGGUUAGGAAGACAGUUUGUGGUUACAGUGUGGGAAGAGCAUUUACUGUAUUUUUAAAUGCUCUUUGCUCCUAUCAUCUUUAGACGGUGUUGGCUGGUUGUGGCCUGCCCUUUGCUUAGUCCAAGUACCAUCCUCCCUUGUUUACCUUUGUUUGUCUGAUGGGGUGAACAGUCAAACUAAGAGAAUACUGUAUGUUUUGGGGCAAGAUCCAUCUCUGUGGUGGGUCUUGUAGGUAACGUGUUGGGCUGGGGGAGAUGACUGGGAUGUGCUCUGUUGCAAAGUAUUAGUAUUAGUAGAAAAGUUACAGGUUUGGACUCUAUUUAAAAACAAAACUCAA